AUGGUGUUCCUCGCAAUGGCUCUCCCUCCGGGGCAGAUCUUGGAUAUCGCUGCCCCUAACAUGUUCUUUCCCGUGCUUGUUAUUGUUUUGAUCCCAUGCCUCGCUAUCCUUCUGUUGCAACUUCUGCCCAAGGGACCCGCCAUCAAUGGUGUUCCUGGGUCGGUCUUGGACCUGUUCGUCUGCGGUAUUGAAACCAAAUGGGCUUUCCUCGCUGGCAAGAGUGCACAGCAGUUCAACGCUCUGCAUGACUCUUAUGGAAAGAUUGCCCGAUUUGCACGCGGACAAGCCACGACCAACACCAUUAGGGGCCUGCGCGGCAUCUAUGGUACUGGCUCUGGCAAAGGCAGUGCCUUCCUCAAGACGGGGUUCUACAAGAGCAUCUCCCGUCGCAACAUCUUCACGGCCUCAGAUGCCGACUACCAUUCCAGCGUGCGCAAGCUGUUCGGUCCUUCGCUCAGCCCGGGCAGUAUGAGUGCCCAUGCUGGCGUGGUCCGGGAGUGUAUCUUGCGCUUCCACGAUGUUAUCAACGAGAAGCUAGAGAAGAACAACACUCUGAGCCUGAACCAAUUGCUCUACUGCCACUCGGUUGACACAGUCUCCGAGGUCCUCCUUGGCAAGCCCCUGGGAUGUCUCAAGCGAGGCAAGCCGUACUUCUGGACCGAGCAGCUCCCUCGUAUCUUCUUCUGGGCUACGGUGCGCGACCAAUUCGACGGAUCAGGCGUGCCCACCGUCAUGAAGUGGAUGCUGCGUCGAAUUUUGCGCAAGGGUAUCCGAGCCCGCAGCGAAGAGGCCCGCAUGAGACUCAUCAACGAGCAAUUGCAUGCCUCGCAUGGCCGCCGUGACAUCAUGGUCGAAGUGAUGGAACGCGCUGGAACCAGCGAUUUACCCCAAGAGGAAAUUGCCGAGAACUUUUCGGCCAUCAUGUUGGCAGGAUUCCACACCACCCAGAACGCCCUGUGCGCCGCCAUCUACUUCGUAUUGACCCACCCGGAGGCCCAUGCGAAACUGGUACGGGAGUUACAGGCGUCCUUCUCCAGUGCCGACGACAUGUCCGGAGAGGCUGUCCAGAAUCUUCCAUAUCUCAAUGCCGUGAUCACCGAGGCUCUUCGCCUCUACCCUCCCGUGCCCCUUGGUGGGCCUCGUGUUUCGAAGGGCGCCUACGUUGACGGCACAUACAUUCCUGAGGGUACUGAAAUCUGCACUUCGCUCUUCGCACUGCAUCACAACCCCGAGUACUUCAACGCGCCUUGGGAGUUCAUUCCGGAACGCUGGACGGAACCGGGAUGCACGGACAAGAAGGAAGCAGUGCAGCCAUUCCUGGUGGGCAGCCGGUCCUGCAUCGCCAAGUACUUCGCCAAACAGAUGAUGCAACUGACGCUGGCGGGCUUCUUCCUGGACUACGAUGCUCAGUAUAUGGGCCGCGUCAAGGAUUGGCAGCGCGAGAGCCGGUGUUACGCUUUCUGGGAGUUGCCCGAUCUGAAAGUGAAACUCCAGAAGCGACAGGGAGCCAACUGA
Aspergillus affinis is the source of this 1515-nucleotide messenger RNA. Its product is annotated as benzoate 4-monooxygenase cytochrome P450. Gene Ontology annotation, molecular function: heme binding; monooxygenase activity; oxidoreductase activity, acting on paired donors, with incorporation or reduction of molecular oxygen. The record is from RefSeq and is a predicted model, not a curated record. The transcript is spliced from 5 exons. The coding region runs from base 1 to 1515 and encodes 504 amino acids. NCBI's taxonomy places the organism in Eukaryota, Fungi, Ascomycota, Eurotiomycetes, Eurotiales, Aspergillaceae.